AUGGAGUACUUUUGCGCUGCUCGAAAAUGCACCACAUUUUUCUAUAAAGGACUACAAAAGGACCCCAAAGAAGACUGUUUGUAAGUUAACUAAACUUUGAGGUAUUUUGUACAACGGGUCAUUCAUCUGUAACGCAAUAGUGCGGUAUCUGUCAGGUCGCCUGUUCUGUUCAUGGAUUAUAAUAGACUCACACCUAAAAAAUGGUUUAACUCCGUGGCUAUCUUGUUUUCAUUCCAGUGCUAAGUUCAACCAAAUGAAAGACUGUGUGGUGAAGGUGAUGAAAUAUUGUGCUGACUCACUGACAGACAGCACCAUCAGAGAAACUGUAGACAAGAGUUUUGACAGCAAAGAAUGUUCUGAAGGCCCCAUUCUAAUACCGUCCUCGUCAGCGGCAUUAUUGCCUUGUUCCAGCUCUUUCGUCACUGAAGCAAACGCCUGUGGAAGGACCUUCCGGCAAAAAACCUCGCGGACAAAUCGAGUUCCUCUCUUUGCACGUGAGUUUGCGUAGACUAUUUGUUUUUAUACAUUAAGUCGAAUCAUACACGCAUUCUGAUUGGUUGUUACUUAUGAUGUAAACGCAUGGAUGACGUCAACAUUAUCAACUAUGCUUCUUUGUGAUUUAAAACAAAUUAAAGAGAUUCCGUGAUGCCGUGGGUUUACUCAGAAUGUAUUUGCACUUGUUUGUUAAACAUUGAUAAAUUAACGGAGAUGAUUGAUUAGGGCGCGGUUGUGGAACAAAGAACAAUUUCACAUUCUUGUCUCAAGAAUGUCCCCCCCCGACAAAUUGAGAAAUAACCUUAUAUUUGGGAACAGACGUAAAAGUUUAGCAAAUUCUUUUCCUGAGACAAGAAUCAAACCAUUAUUCCCAGUUCCUUUUUUUACCCGAGCGUGUUAAAACAGCCUUGACUUUACGUAUUGUUAACUUUAGAAGACAUUAAAAUCUACCAUAUUUCUUUCAAUUUAAAGCUCCGUGAAGAGAAGAUAAUAUUGGAAAUUAAAAAAAUUUGGAAGAGAUAAAGGACAAAUAAAAACGCUCCUUGAUUGACAAGAGCAGAAAAUAAAAACAGAAAUAUUAUGAUCAUUGCUAAUAGUAACGGAAUUAACCGACAGAUUAAGAAGGUACUUUAUGCAAAUCCAGUAAACUGUCUAAAACGCAUGCGCAAGAAAAUGCUAAUGACCAAGCCGCGUUAAGAGGGUGACGAACUGAAAUAGCUCGAAAUCAAUAUAGUCUCAGAUCCAACAUUGUACAGUGAGGGGAACAGGUAUACGUAGAAUGAUUUUGUUAACUUUCAUUGUUUCAGGGAGGAAGCCAAGCAGAAGAAGUGUCUGAAGAAUCUGAUCAAUUCUAACUGCACCUUUUCCUCUGCUGAGAGAGAAAUGUUUGACUUGGGCCUCGCUGACUACAAUCCUUUCUGUGCAAACAAUCGAGACCCUGGGGCGACCGGAAACGAUCAGUGCUAUGGUGUGGAAGACAUCAGUGGACCCGCUGGCAUUAAUGCAGCUGCUGGCAUUAAUGCAGCUGCUGGCAUUAAACCUGGUGUAAUACAGGCGCUGUUGUUAGUUUUCAUGUCCAUUUGUUUCUUUUUCAACCGUUGAAGAGGUUUCCCUCUUCAACAUUUUAUUCCAGUUUGUUAACAGUUUUAGUCAAGUUUGAUUGUAAACGAAGCAUUUGAAUUAACUGUAAGCUUGUCUUGAGUCUGAAUAUUUCCUUUUAGUAGUUGGUUUUUGUAUCUUAACUGCUUGAGCGACCACAUUUUAUAAAAGCAUUGUAAAACUCAAAGAUCAUGAAAAUUAAAAUAAGUCUAAAAAACACAUUCUUUUUUCAGCAAAGCGAUUAAACUAAUUUGUUUUCACAAUGGUCGUAUUAGAUUUUACGCUGAGUCAUGUACGUUAAUGAUUUUUGGAAUAAAG
Messenger RNA from Pocillopora meandrina, 1911 nucleotides. The record is from the annotation of a GenBank genome assembly. NCBI's taxonomy places the organism in Eukaryota, Metazoa, Cnidaria, Anthozoa, Scleractinia, Pocilloporidae.